AGAUUGCAUACCCUCGGGUUCGGGUUAGGCUCAACCCACUGCCACCUGAAGCUGAAAACACCAUAAAACAAGAACUGAAAAGCACAGAACAGAAAAUUGAUAAUUCACCAAAAUCUAUAUAACACCAAAUUACUAAAAAUCUUUUAUCAGAUCUGCAUUUGAUCCCCAAUUGGCGCCUUGAAUUGAAGUUGAAGCUGAACAAAGUAGAAUCAAAUCCAAUACACACAAAGGCAAAAGCGGAGAGAUUCAAAUUCGCCCAACAAUGGAGGCUUCACAAGGAGGAGACAAAUCGAACCCCCCGACUUCUUCUCCCAUUCCCGUCGUCUCCAAUUUCUGGAAAGAAUUUGAUUUGGAAAAGGAGAAAAGUGUGUUGGAUGAACAAGGACUUAAGAUAGCUGAAAAUCAGGAAAACAGUUUGAAAAACCGACGGAAGCUUGCAGAGAGUACUAGAGAUUUUAAAAAGGCUUCACCAGAGGAGAAGUUGGGUUUGUUUAAUUCUUUACUUAAGGGCUAUCAAGAAGAAGUUGAUAAUCUUACCAAGAGAGCAAAAUUUGGAGAAAAUGCUUUUCUGAAUAUUUAUCAGAAGCUUUAUGAGGCUCCAGAUCCUUAUCCAGCUCUUGCAUCAAUAGCUGAGCAAGAUCUGAAAUUGUCUGAAUUAGAAUCUGAGAAUCGAAAGAUGAAAAUUGAGCUUGAGGAGUUUAGGACAGAAGCAGCUCACUUAAAGAAUCAGCAGGCAACAAUAAGAAGACUUGAAGAACGUAAUCGUCAACUAGAGCAACAGAUGGAGGAAAAAGUGAAGGAAAUUGUGGAGAUGAAACAGCGUAGUUUGGCUGAAGAGAACCAGAAAACGCUAGAAGUUUUAAAAGAAAGGGAGCAAUAUUUACAAGAUCAAUUACGACAAGCUAAAGAAAGUGUUGCCAACAUGCAGAAAUUGCAUGAACUUGCACAAAGCCAAUUGUUUGAAGUCCGUGCUCAAUCAGAGGAAGAAGGGGCAGCAAAGCAAUCAGAGGUCAAUCUUUUGAUGGAUGAAGUGGAAAGGGCUCAAACACGGCUUCUUAGCCUUGAGAGAGAGAAGGGUUUCCUCCGUUCUCAAUUGGAAUCAGCAAAUGAAGAGGCUGGAAGUAAGAACAGUGACAGUGUGGAUUCAAAUAGUAUUCUUGAGAAUUCUUUGAGUGCCAAAGAGAAGAUCAUAUCUGAACUGAACAUGGAACUCCACAAUAUUGAAACCACCUUGACAAAUGAGCGAGAACAGCACGUUAAUGAAAUAAAAAAGUUGAACAUGAUACUCAAUGAGAAGGAACUUGCUCUUGAGGAGAUGAAGAAAGAGCUUCAUGCGAGGCCAACUGCAAAAUUAGUUGAUGAUUUGCGUAAAAAAGUGAAAAUUUUGCAAGCAGUGGGCUACAAUUCAAUUGAGGCUGAAGAUUGGGAAGUAGCUACUAGUGGGCAAGAGAUGAGCAAAAUGGAGUCUCUUCUUCUGGAUAAGAAUAGGAAAAUGGAACACGAACUCACACAGUUGAAGGUUAAACUGUCUGAGAAAGUGUCUUUGCUGGAAACAGCUGAAAGCAAGAUAGCAGAGCUUACUGCAAAAGUUAAUGAACAACAAAAGUUGAUACAAAAGUUGGAAGAUGAUAUUUUGAAGGGUUAUAGCUCUAAAGAUCGGAAAGGAGGUCUAUUUGAUGAUUGGGAUCUUUCAGAGGCUGGGGGUGCUGAGUUAACUGAGAAUGCAGACCAGAAACAUGUAUUGUCAGAUCAAGACCAGAACUCAAUGCUCAAGGUUAUCUGCAAUCAACGAGAUCGAUUCAGGACACGUUUGCGAGAGACGGAAGAAGAGGUAAGGCAAUUGAAAGAGAAGAUAGGGAUCUUAACGGCAGAGCUGGAGAAGACAAAAGCUGAUAAUGUCAAACUAUAUGGCAAGAUACGUUAUGUCCAGGAUUACAAUCUUGAGAAAGUAGUUUCUAGGGGAUCUAAGAAGCAAGCAGAGGAUCUGGAAAGUGGCUUCAGCUCAGACGUUGAGUCCAAGUACAAGAAGAUAUAUGAAGAUGAUAUAAAUCCAUUUGCUGCGUUUUCGAAGAAGGAAAGAGAUCAAAGAUACAAGGAAUUAGGUUUCAGGGACAGAAUCACACUUAGUAGUGGACGUUUCCUUCUGGGCAACAAGUAUGCUCGAACUUUUGCAUUUUUCUACACCAUUGGGUUGCAUAUCCUCGUGUUCACCUGUCUCUACAGGAUGUCAGCUCUGAGCUAUCUGAGUAAUGGCGAGGAAUCAUUUACUGGAGAUAAAAUGCAGAACCUCCCACAUUCACUCUAGUUUACAUUUGUACUAAUCUUCUCUGGUUUCUGCUUAUAAAAUGAAAGAAGUGUCAAAACUAUGAAUAGAAAGGCCAUACAAUGUACAUAAAACUAAGAGUUGCACUUUCUUUAAUACUAUUUGUGUUGCCAA
This is a messenger RNA of Hevea brasiliensis (rubber tree), 2437 nucleotides long. Its product is annotated as protein CASP. Gene Ontology annotation, biological process: intra-Golgi vesicle-mediated transport. Lineage: Eukaryota; Viridiplantae; Streptophyta; Magnoliopsida; Malpighiales; Euphorbiaceae. The record is from RefSeq and is a predicted model, not a curated record. Gene Ontology annotation, cellular component: Golgi membrane. Bases 263 to 2305 code for a protein of 680 amino acids. The transcript has 19 exons.